Lactuca saligna is the source of this 495-nucleotide messenger RNA. The record is from the annotation of a GenBank genome assembly. Lineage: Eukaryota; Viridiplantae; Streptophyta; Magnoliopsida; Asterales; Asteraceae.
AUGAUUGUCCUCAAGAGGGUGGGAGUUCCGAUCCCUUUAUUUGAAGCGGGGUUGCGCCUGCCGACAUCUGAUUUAUUCAACAUGAUUGUGGAUCACUAUGGCUUUUUCGUUGAUGAGUUAACCCCAUGCGCUGUUAAUAAGAUCGAAGAUUUCGUUCUUGCCGUGGCCGGUAUGAGUGUCGCCUGGAGAGCUCGUGGGAAGAUGGCGCAGUUAUACGUCGUGAGACGCGGUGCUGAAGCUGAGAUUUCUUUGGAGAUGGUCAUGCGCGGUCACUACCGGGGUAAGCUUUAUCACAGGGAGAUUGAUCUUGCACUGGCUCUUCCCCCUUAUGUGUCUGAAAGACGCAUGAGAGAUUUCACUGGAUUCUUCUCAGCAGAAGGAAGAAAUACUGGUUCUAGCGGGCCUGCUUCACCUUCCCAAUCAACGAUUGGGGUUGUUUCUCCGGUUCGUUUGCCGGUUCCAGCUUCUUCCUCCUUCCAUGCGGGGUACAAGUAG